This is a messenger RNA of Nelumbo nucifera (sacred lotus), 924 nucleotides long. It is a transcript of the gene NFD2, whose product is annotated as Ribonuclease III family protein. Gene Ontology annotation, cellular component: nucleus. Gene Ontology annotation, molecular function: ribonuclease III activity; double-stranded RNA binding. Gene Ontology annotation, biological process: RNA processing; regulation of gene expression. The record is from RefSeq and is a predicted model, not a curated record. Lineage: Eukaryota; Viridiplantae; Streptophyta; Magnoliopsida; Proteales; Nelumbonaceae.
CGAUGGUUGCCUAAAGUGGAGCGAAAACUACAGAGCUUCGGAGGUUGGAGUUGGAGAAAGAGAUCGAGAGAGAGGGAGGGAGAGAGCCUUUGAGUUUUUAAUAGUCUCUCUUAUUUCUUUGCAGCGAAGUAAACACCGAAAAGGAUGAAUUCCCGGGUCACCAUGAUCUUCAUCUUCAUCGUCUUCGCCUUCUCGUCCUGUACCCUUCCUCAGGGAGGCGCUGGGAACUUGGAAGACUUGUCUCGGUUCUCCAAUGCAUUAGAAGCCCUGCAGAAGCAAAUCGGAUACAAGUUCAAGAACAUAGAACCUCUUCGUCGGGCAGUGACCCACCCCUCCUACUCCGGAGAGAACUACAGAGCUUUGGCGAUUUUGGGUAUGAACGUCAUCCAAACUUCAGCGUCUCUCCGCUACCUCCAACGGGAUAUAGAGAUGUCGGCCAAAGAGUUGAAUCGUCGGGUAACCGAUGUCUCAGAAAUGCAGUCUUCGUGCGCUGCCGACGCGUUGCGGUUAGGGUUGGACAAAGUGGUGAGGGUUUCAAGGAAGACAGACUCUACCCUGCCGUCCGUCCUUUGUGGUGCUUACCGAGCCAUCUUUGGUGCGAUUGCCCUGGACAUGGGUAAAGCUGAUGCCGCGGGUAGUGUGUUCUGGGAUGUUCACGAUGCUGGCGAUUUUCAUGCAGAGGAGCACCAUGUUCUUGGAGAUGUUGCUCUCUAACCUCCAACACAUAAAGAAGUUUCUGUUCUUCCGUCCAUCAGAUAUUUACUGUUACCGUGUGUCUAUCCUAGCCUGUUCCUGUGUUACUCCUUGGUGAAAUGUUUAAACAAUAAUUUUUCUGUAUUAGAGAUCUUGUAGCCACUAGAAAUGUUUAUGUUUAGUUUAAAUGCUAGGAAAGUUCAGUAUUAAAAUUUUGUUCGUUCCUUGUUA